Messenger RNA from Zingiber officinale, 773 nucleotides. Its product is annotated as ethylene-responsive transcription factor ERF003-like. The transcript is spliced from 2 exons. Gene Ontology annotation, biological process: regulation of DNA-templated transcription. Gene Ontology annotation, molecular function: DNA binding; DNA-binding transcription factor activity. NCBI's taxonomy places the organism in Eukaryota, Viridiplantae, Streptophyta, Magnoliopsida, Zingiberales, Zingiberaceae. Bases 96 to 578 code for a protein of 160 amino acids. The record is from RefSeq and is a predicted model, not a curated record.
UACUCCCUUUCCACGGCCCCUCACAGAAGGCAAAACAGAGCACACUGCUUCUUCUGCUUCUGCUUCUGCUUCUGCUUCAUCUCCCCCUGCAAAUCAUGGUCAGACCGCAGCAGCGCUACCACGGCGUCCGCCAACGCCACUGGGGCUCUUGGGUCUCCGAAAUCCGCCACCCCCUCUUGAAGACGAGGAUUUGGCUCGGAACUUUCGAGACGGCGGAGGACGCGGCGCGCGCCUACGACGAGGCCGCUCGGCUCAUGUGCGGGUCGCGCGUGCGGACCAACUUCCCCGGCGGUUCGCCGCCGAAGACCAACUACUUGUCCGCCGCGCUCACCGCGAAGCUCCACCGCUGCAACUCGGCGUCGCCGCAACCCUCUGGCCAGCCUAAGGAUGCCUGCCGAGGUCGGCCGGCGUCCAACGGCCGCGAGACGUCCGUCUUCGCCGAUGGCCUGCCGAAGCAGGAGGAGUGCGAUCGCAAUGAGGUUGAGUUCCGCUGCUUGGAGGAGAAUCAAAUAGAGCAGAUGAUAGAGGAGCUGCUCGAUUCUGAUCUCUGCAUGGAGAUCUGCUACACUUCUCUGUGAUCAAUCUAUGCAUUAUCAGAUUAAUUAGUUGUUGUACAGCUUCUGUCGAUAUCUAAUUGUUAGAGCACAUUAGUUGAAAUUAUUGCUUGCUUAAAAGUCUUAUGUACGCUGUACGCAUUCCCUUUUCAGAUCUUGAAAUAUAUUAUAGCAGUGGAACUUCUCUCCGUUAUCUAAUCUUCUAUGGUUUUUCACAAA